AAACCAAGGGCAGUUUGCAUUUGGGGCCCCCUUCGUGCCAAUGGUGUCCUGAGUCUCUUGUAUUUUCUACUGCAGGUCUCAUGGUCUAGUAUGGACCCUGUUGCUAUUCACAGCUGCCACCUCCUCCAGCAGCUGCGAGAGCAGCGGAUCCAGGGCCUGCUUUGUGACUGCAUGCUGGUGGUGAGGGGCGUGUGCUUCAAAGCACACAAGAAUGUGCUGGCAGCCUUCAGCCAGUAUUUCAGGAGUCUUUUUCAGAACUCUUCCAGCCAGAAGAAUGACGUCUUUCACCUGGACGUUAAAAACGUCAGUGGCAUCGGGCAGAUCCUGGACUUCAUGUACACGUCGCGCCUCGACCUUAACCAGGACAACAUUCAGGUGAUGCUGGACACAGCGCAGUGUUUGCAAGUGCAGAACGUUCUGAAUCUGUGCCACACGUUUCUGAAGUCGGCCUCCGCGGCACCGGUGCCAGGCUUGCCUUGUGCUGGCGGCUUCUCCCUGCAGGGUGUGAGUCUGGACGGCACAUGCGCGGCGAGUGAGCAGUACCCACCUCACUCACUGCAGGACUGCCCUGUGGAAGGCCCGCGGGCUAAAGACGUGUCCGGAGGGAAUCCCCGUGCUCCACCAGCAGAUUUCGGUCGUCCCACAGGAGAAGGGUCAAAACCAGCUGCCACAAGUGGCAGCUGCCCAGAGGCGCCCCGCAAACAGCCCAACUGCUAUUACAAACUCAGAACACUGUACAGCAAGCAGUACUACAAGCAAACUGCCUGCCCCAGUCCGGUGCCUGCCACAGAGCAGCCGCCCACUCCCCGUGCCUCCACAGACCUCGCUGCAGCAGACUCACAGCCGCCUGUGGAGGGCCGUGCAAGGGUCCCGGAGUCUCCAGAGCACUUGCCUUCCACUGUUGUGGCUCCGCCGGUCAGGAACUCUGGCAUCGACUCAGAGGCAGACACCCUUUCUCAGCCACCUGCCAAGCAGAUGAGGCUGAAGAAGGCCAUGCACCUGAAGAAACUAAACUUUCUUAAGUCACAGCAGUCAGCUGAGUGCACUUCACAUCCUCAGUCAGAUAAUGUGUUAGUCAGGAGGGAGGAAUCUGCUGCUAAGGAAGAUGCAGGGGAAAGAGCUGGAAGCCAGACAACUGAAGACAAAGGGAGGCAAGAACUGGGUCCAGAGAGCAGCCGCGAGGUGGAGAUGCCAGGAGCCCCAGCUUCCUGGGAAGACCCGUCCCAGGCCCUCCAGUCCCAGAAACAGUAUGCGUGUGAAUUGUGUGGGAAGCCUUUUAAACACCCAAGCAAUCUGGAGCUGCACAAACGGUCUCAUACAGGUGAGAAACCUUUUGAAUGUAACAUUUGUGGGAAACACUUCUCUCAGGCAGGCAACCUUCAGACUCACUUACGCCGGCACUCUGGGGAGAAGCCAUACAUCUGUGAAAUCUGUGGAAAGAGGUUUGCAGCCUCUGGUGACGUCCAGCGCCACAUCAUCAUUCACUCUGGAGAGAAGCCACACUUGUGUGACACGUGCGGCCGAGGGUUCAGCAACUUCAGCAAUUUGAAAGAGCACAAAAAGACGCACACAGCUGACAAGGUGUUCACCUGUGAUGAGUGUGGGAAGUCCUUCAACAUGCAGAGGAAGCUGGUGAAGCACCGUGUGCGGCACACGGGAGAGCGGCCAUACAGCUGCCCUGCCUGUGGGAAGUGCUUUGGGGGCUCAGGAGACCUGCGUAGGCACGUCCGCACUCACACUGGGGAAAAGCCGUACAGCUGUGAGAUCUGCAGCAAAUGUUUUACACGCUCCGCCGUGCUGCGGCGGCACAAGAGGAUGCACGGCAGAGCUGAGGCCAGGAGCCCAGUCGUGCUGGAUGAGCUGAGCCAGGCCAUUGAGACCUCUGACCUUGACAGGUCUCAGAGCUCGGACUCCUUCUCCCAGGAUGUGUCUGUCACACUGAUGCCUGUGUCUGUCAAGCUCCCUGCGCACCCCGUGGAAAGUUCUGUGGCUGGAUUUGAUGGUCACUGUACUGGCUCCUACUGUAAGUUACGCUCCAUGCUUCACCCUCCUAGCAUGAGUGACCAGGACAAACUGAGCCUGGAACCCACUAAGGUGGCCAAGCCACCAGAGUUGCACAGCCAGCCGCAGGCCUACACUUACUCAGAUGUGGACACCUCAGCAGGUGUGCAGCAGCCACAGGCUGAUGGCACGGCUGUGUCCCGCUCCUCCCUGGCCACUCUGGACAACCACUGCACCGAGCCACUGGGCAGCCGGGCACCUUCGGUGACUUACAGGAGCUCUGAGGGACAGUUUUUCUCUAGUAUGACUCUCUGGGGGCUGGCAAUGAAGACGCUGCAGAAUGAGCACGAGCUGGAGCAGUGACAUCUCGUAGCACUGAAUGGCUACGUGAUUCCCUCCCACUGACUGCUGGGAGCUCUAGCACCAUGAGUUCAGGCUUUGGGAGAAAGCCCUGCUUGCCCCCUGCAGUCCCAGGGAGGCAGACUGCAUAGGGUAUAAGAACAGCCGGUGAACGUCAGUGUGACAGUGUACCUCGUGUCAGCUACUGUACAUUUUGGUCCUGUUAAAUGGCAUAUGUAUAUACAAAAAUAUAGAUAUUUUUACAUUUUUAUAUGAUAGAAAUGUUUAGUAUAUUUUAAAAUAUUUAUACAGAUUCUAUUUGUAUAUCGAACUUAUAAUUUAAUUUGAAUAAACAAGCUAGUUUUUCCAUAUAA
Rattus rattus (black rat) is the source of this 2714-nucleotide messenger RNA. RefSeq names its product zinc finger and BTB domain containing 49 (gene Zbtb49). Bases 91 to 2364 code for a protein of 757 amino acids. Gene Ontology annotation, cellular component: nucleus. The record is from RefSeq and is a predicted model, not a curated record. NCBI's taxonomy places the organism in Eukaryota, Metazoa, Chordata, Mammalia, Rodentia, Muridae. The transcript has 7 exons. Gene Ontology annotation, molecular function: DNA-binding transcription factor activity, RNA polymerase II-specific; RNA polymerase II cis-regulatory region sequence-specific DNA binding; protein binding. Gene Ontology annotation, biological process: regulation of transcription by RNA polymerase II.